Messenger RNA from Mus musculus (house mouse), 8865 nucleotides. RefSeq names its product sorting nexin family member 27 (gene Snx27). Bases 4118 to 5185 code for a protein of 355 amino acids. The record is from RefSeq and is a predicted model, not a curated record. Lineage: Eukaryota; Metazoa; Chordata; Mammalia; Rodentia; Muridae. Gene Ontology annotation, cellular component: early endosome; early endosome membrane; WASH complex. The transcript is spliced from 12 exons. Gene Ontology annotation, biological process: endocytic recycling; intracellular protein transport; endosomal transport. Gene Ontology annotation, molecular function: protein-macromolecule adaptor activity; phosphatidylinositol-3-phosphate binding; phosphatidylinositol binding.
CCUGGUUUAAUAGUGUUCUUGUGUAAAACAGUGUAUUAUACCAACAUUUUAAUGACUAGUACAUUAAAAGUAGUUAUUUAUGAGUGAGAGAGAGCGUGUAUGUGUGUGUGUGUGUGUGUGUGUGUGUGUGUGUGUGUGUGUGUGUGUGUGAAUGAAUUCGGGUAUAUGCAUGUGAUUACCAGUGCUCUUGGAGGCCUGAGGUGUGUCGUAGCUUGUUACAGUUGUGAGCCACAUAGAGUAGGUGUUGGGAAUUGAACUUGAGUCUUCUCCAAAAGGAGUAUACACAUACUGAGCUGUCUCUCUAUCCUAUGACUAACACUUUUAUGACUGAGAAGCCCUGGAAAUUCCUGAGGAGGGAGGGCCCUGUUUCAAAUUAGAUGGCCUGGAGUUUUUUAGUGACUUCAUUCUUUAGAGAAUGAAAGAAUUUCUUUCUUUGUAUUAAGUGAAGGCACAUAGAGCAUUCCUUCUGCAGUUAUCCAGAUGAACAUUAGCAAAUGUGUUUAGGAUAUGGCACAGAACACUAGAAGUUCUUUCCUGUUUUUUUUUUUUUUUUUUUUUUUUCUGUGUGUGUGUCUCUUUUUGUAAUGCUUGGGGUUGAAUCUAGGGCUCAUGCAAGCUGAGUAAGUAUUCUGCCACUGAGCCGAAUCCCCACCCCUCAUCUCUCAUCUGUAUUUUUUAAUGAAGUUUUUGGGAUGUUAGCCAGUUGGAAGUACAUUCUUGACGAUCAGGACAGGGAACUGAAGCUGCUCCUGUUGCUGUCUGGCUGUUUAUAACCCUCUCUUAAAUUUCUCUGGAGUCUUUCUGGGAUUUAUUUAUUUUUGACACAGUCUCACUCUCUUGCUCUGGCUGGCCUGGACUCACUAUAUAAAGCAGGCUAGCCUUGAACGCACAGAAGCCUCUGCUUCCAGAUUUGCUGGGAUCAAAAGUACAUGGCACUGUAGCCAGCUUCAGGGAGGACUUUUAUGAGUGACUCAAGGAGCAGUUCAUUUCUGUUUACAGCUUGAAGUUGUGUUUUGAAAUCAGGAGUUUUUAAUCUUUUUGGAGAUUACAUAUUCUUUUUUGAAACCAAUGAAAGACAUGCACUCUCCAGAAAUGCUCUCCCCAGAAAACAUAUACAUGCACAUAAAUACACUUUUACCUACAAAUUUUGUAGGGUCACUAAUUUCCAAGACUAUAAACAAAGUACUCCAAGAUGGGGUGACAUAUGCUGUGAUGUCCAUACUAGGGAGCUGUGGCAGCAGAAGUGAAGUCAGGGUGUGGCUGCAAAGUCAGAUCCUGUCUGGGAACGCUGGGGAAAGUGUUCAUUCCUCCCGGAGGGGGGUGGGGGGAGGGCAGAGCCAUGGGGGGUAGUUUUUCCUGUAAUAAAUAUAUGUUUGCUCUGCUAAAAAAAACAAACAAUGCUUUAAAGGAAAAAAAGGGCUCUGUAGAGAGACUGUCUUUUUUUUUUUUUAAGAGUUAUUUAUUUUAUAUAUGUGGGUAUACUGUCACUAUCUCCAGACACACCAGAAGAGGGCAUCGGAGUCCAUCACAGAUGGUUGUGUGCCACCAUGUGGUUGCUGGAAUUGAAUUGAACACAGGAUCUUUGGUAGAGCAGUUAGUGCUCUUAACCGCUGAGCCAUCCCUCCAGCCUGAGAGACUGUCUCAAAAACAAAAACAAAAGGAAAAACAAAAGGAAAAUAGUAAGAUUUGAGGAUAUAUUCACAAAACAAUCUUGUUAGUGUUUAGGAUAUUGUAUUUUUGAGUCUUUGAGAUGUUUUAUGUCUCCUAUUUUAUUGAAAAAUUAAAAUGAAUAUUUGUUAAUAAGCUAAGGUCCUUAGGGAUCAAUACAUCCUGUGAUGAUUUCUAACCUUGUCAGUUGAGUUUUCUCAGAAGUAUUAAGAUGAUGAACUCCUUUGCCAGCUCAUAAGUUUAGGUUUCAGUUUCUUGUCCCCCCAGUGUCUUGAUGCAUGAUGUCAUGCCCGCUCUGAGCUCUAAACUGAACCCCAGGUGCCCCACUAUGAGCUCUACUCUACACCCCUUCUCAGUCUCAUCUCCUUCUUACUCCUCUCCUUUCUUGCUUGGCUUUUUAAAGUGAGUAUCGUAGCUCAUGUUGGCCUGGAAGCAGAGAUCCUCAUGUCUCUGCCUCCAGGAUUAUGUUUGAAAAGUUGGAAUUUCAUAGUCUGGUUUCUUUUCAGAUUGUAUAAAUUGGAAUUUCUAUCACAAAGACACCCUUAAUUUUUAUGUAUAGAACUGAUGGUUUUGGUUAAAUCACUACUUUUAAGAAUUUACUUAUAAUUAGAAUUUUAGGUUGAGAAAUGUCAGGAGUUUUGAGGAUCAGAGAAUUUUUCUUUUUCUGAGUUUUUGGAGACAGCGCCUUGCCAUGUAGCACAUGCUAGUAAUCCUCCUGCGUGCUCAGCUUACAGACUGAGUGCGGUACCCAGCCGGGUUUACUGCCUACAUUGCUAAAGGAGAAAUGGGGGGGUGAGGGGAGGCUGGCUGAGGUCUCUCCUUUCUGCUCUGUUUAUACAGAUGGGUGUUUUAGAUACAAGGCUAGUCCACGGCUGAAAACUCAGCAUUCUCUUCAGGAAGGGAAGACCCUAAAGGUUUGGAACAGAACUGAAAAAAUAGUCUAACUCUAACAGGAGGAUAAACUUUAAAUAGUAAAGUGAGUAGAGGCCAGGUGUAUUUUAACUGUGUCUCUGGUGAGUGCCAGGGAACCUUGAGGCCAGCUGCUCAGUGGUUUUACUGAGGCAGCUCACUAGGUCAGCGUUCUGGGAAGGCUGUCAGUUUGUUGAGUAUUUGUGGGACUAGGCACCUUUCUUAACAAAGUUAUUGUUCUUCUGUAUCUUACACUUCUCCUUGUUUCAGGGUCUGUACAAGUGAAGUGAAUAGGUUGACUUGUGUAUAACUGUAGGUGCGUAUUUCUUGGUUUGGACAGAUUAUACAGAGUUUAAAGUGAAAUGUAUGGAGGAGAAAAUGUUUAGCUUAUUCAUAUAUCCAAAUCAUCCUAUGAGAUUAUCCAGGCUGAUUGGGAGAACAAAAGAAGUUAGGUCAAAUAAUAGAAUUUAAAAAAUAAUUUUAAAAUGUUUAUUUUAUGUACAUUGGUGUUCUGACUGCAUGUGUGUCUGUAUGAGGGUGUCAGAGCCCCUGGAACUGGAGUCACAGACAAUUGUGAGCUGCCAUGUGGGUGCUAGGAACUGACUCCAGGUCCUUUGGAAGAGCAGCCAGUGCUCCUAAUUGCUGAGCAAUCUCUCUAGCCCCUGAAAAUAAUGCAGUUUAGAGAGGUAAUCUUGUCCAUUUAGAAGCCAAGAGAUAGAGGAAACUGGUCUAUAUGCAGGUUAAUACUUUUUAACUAUCAAGAUAAUAAAUUCGUAUAAAGGAAGGUUAAUUUGAAGAUAUGGGGAAAAUGUAUAUAUAAUUUAAGUAACUAUCUUGGGGGCACACCUACAAUCUCUACAAAGGGGAGUUUUUUAAAAGAAAAUCUCUGGGGUUGGAGAUAUGACUCAGUGGUUGAGAAUGUAUAAUGCUGUUGCAGAGGACCCAAGUUUGGUUUUCCAGUACCCAUCUUGGAUGGCUCACAGUGGCCUGUAACUCUAGCUCCAGGCCUCCGGCCUCUGUGUUUAUGUGCACAUACCCAUAUAUACACAUAAUUAAAAAUAGUAGAAAUAAGUCUUAGGAAGGAAAUCCCCUUGAAGUGUAGGUGAACAGACUGUAGUAAAAGUGGGAGAAGUAUUCAAGGCACUUUGAUAGUAUUGUACAUAUGGCUGGUUAAAACAAGGGAAGCAGACUGUUGGGAUGGCUAAAAUGAGCUUUAUUUCUCCCCAGCAUCCCCAUCUUUCCCACAUGCUUUCCUGAAUCGAGCAGUGUGUAGCAUUCUGGACUAGAGGAAGGGAACGGCGUGAAUGUUGAGGGGGCGACACACAAGCAGGUGGUGGACCUGAUCCGAGCAGGCGAGAAGGAAUUGAUCUUGACAGUGUUGUCUGUACCUCCUCAUGAGGCUGAUAACCUAGAUCCCAGUGACGACUCCUUGGGACAAUCAUUUUAUGAUUACACAGAAAAGCAAGCAGUGCCCAUAUCGGUCCCCACAUACAAACAUGUGGAGCAGAAUGGUGAGAAGUUUGUGGUAUACAAUGUUUACAUGGCUGGGAGGCAGCUGUGUUCUAAGCGGUACCGGGAGUUUGCCAUACUGCACCAAAACCUGAAGAGAGAAUUUGCCAACUUUACAUUUCCUCGACUUCCAGGAAAGUGGCCAUUCUCAUUAUCAGAACAACAAUUGGAUGCCCGGCGUCGUGGGUUGGAAGAAUAUCUAGAAAAGGUGUGUUCAAUCCGAGUCAUUGGUGAGAGUGACAUCAUGCAGGAAUUCCUGUCUGAGUCUGAUGAGAAUUACAAUGGUGUGUCUGAUGUAGAACUGAGAGUAGCACUACCGGAUGGAACAACGGUUACUGUCAGAGUUAAGAAGAACAGUACUACAGACCAAGUGUACCAGGCUAUUGCAGCAAAGGUUGGCAUGGACAGUACAACAGUGAAUUACUUUGCCUUAUUUGAAGUGAUCAAUCAUUCCUUUGUACGUAAGCUGGCACCUAAUGAAUUUCCUCAUAAACUCUACGUCCAGAACUAUACAUCAGCUGUGCCAGGCACUUGCCUGACCAUUCGCAAGUGGCUCUUUACAACAGAAGAAGAAGUCCUCUUAAAUGACAAUGACCUUGCUGUUACGUACUUCUUUCAUCAGGCUGUUGAUGAUGUAAAGAAAGGUUACAUUAAAGCAGAAGAGAAAUCUUACCAGUUACAGAAGCUCCAUGAACAAAGGAAGAUGGUCAUGUACCUCAACAUGCUAAGGACCUGCGAGGGCUACAAUGAAAUCAUCUUCCCUCACUGUGCCUGUGACUCGAGGAGGAAGGGACAUGUUAUCACAGCCAUCAGCAUCACGCACUUUAAACUUCAUGCAUGCACUGAAGAAGGGCAGCUGGAGAACCAGGUAAUAGCGUUUGAAUGGGAUGAGAUGCAGCGAUGGGACACAGAUGAAGAAGGAAUGGCCUUCUGUUUUGAAUAUGCGCGAGGAGAGAAGAAGCCUCGAUGGGUUAAAAUCUUCACACCAUAUUUCAAUUACAUGCAUGAAUGCUUUGAGAGGGUGUUCUGCGAGCUCAAGUGGAGAAAAGAGAAUAUUUUCCAGAUGGCGAGGUCACAGCAGAGGGAUGUGGCCACCUAGCCUUUCCUCAUCCCUUUAUCUUCUCUUUGCCCUCAGCCUCUUAGCCUUUUCGUCUCCCAUGUCAGACAGUAACCAUUAACACAAAAGAAGAAAAAAAGGAAAAAAAAGUCACUAUGUCCCAAAGUCCUAAGCUAAAUAUUAUUAAUAACUUCCUGAGAAUUUCCCGUCUCUGGAACUGAGCUGGUAGAGAGCAGGUUGAUAGUACCAGAAGUCCACUGAGAUCAGACACACAAGCCCAGCCAACACGCCAAAGUCAUCUUUGUCGUUUGACCCGGGCCUCAUACCAACAGACUCUCCUUGUACUAUAUUUUUAAAACUGGAACUAUGAACUCCAUCCAUUUGCACUGUUCAAGCAUAUAUAUGUAUGUAUGUAUGUAAAAAUUAUAUAUACACAAAUUAGCUGCACGUAUAUACAUAUAUAUAUUUCUUUUUAAAUUUCAUAUUGAUGGCAGUACCUUUUUUAGCUUGUGUUUUUACACACCUUUCACAGAAUUCAUGACCUCUCUCUUGCUCUCUUUAUUUUGAAACAAACUUUAAAAAGGAAAAAAAAAUACAGGGAAAAUACCUCUCCUCAUGAAGGACUCGAAAAGUUUACAACCUGCUUGGGUUUUCUUCCCUUUUUUGUAUUGAGUACAGUUUCUGGCUGUUGGUUUGCCAUAGAGUCUGAGGAUCGAGGAGUGUAGUGUCUUUAUCUUCAAGAGGGUGCUGAGGAGGAGAAAGGCCGUUUCUCAAGAGCAGUUGAGGCUGCAGGGAGUCUAAAGACCUAGAGUCUCGAUUCCAAGUCAUUUUCCAAGCCAUGGUCCAUCGAUCGACGUUGAGUCCGUCCUCCAUCUCCUUCCUGUUUCUUUAGGGUCUUUUAUUAUGCUCCCUUUUAACUGACCCAAAACAGUUCAGGGUAAUCUGAGGAAGCUGUUAUAGUAGGAAACUUUUUCUUCUGCAACAGGGGUUGUAUCAGGACUAACCCUGACAUCAGAGGUUGGACAGAUGGAGGAAAGGGAGGAUGGAAGCUGUGCCUCAGAUUUAUAAGGGCCUUACCUCUUCCAUUCCUGUCCAGUAACCAUCUAUUUUACAUCCUCUGUGAGUUCUUUAAACAGCUGUACGUGGAAGGAGUGUCUUGGGUAAACUUAGAGUCUGGGUUGCUGCCAACCAAAUCAGAGCCCUGUUCAUGACAGCUGAGGGCCCAAGAAGUGGGAGUAUGGUCAAUUUUAGUUCACCACCACCAUUUACUUCAAAGGAGACUGAAGAGAAAUCUCUUAAAGAGUUCUUUACCUGGAGCUGGGGCUGGUCCCGAGGCUGAGGCUGGGGCCGGGAGUGUUUGCCUAGCCUGCAUAAAGCCCUCAAUUCCAUCCCCAGCACCACAUAAAAUUUGGGUGUUGGGGUAUUGUAGCACACACCUGUAAUCUCAGCACGUGGGAGGGGAAUGCAGGAAACUCAGAAUUUUCAAGUCCACCUCUGCUAACUAAUGAGUUCAAGGCUAUCCUGGAUCACAUAUCUCAAAAGUAGAAGAGUUCCUUACCUGCCCCUGCACUUAGACCUCCUAGGACCUAAAAGCAACAUUUGGGACAGAGGCCAGGCUGGCACUAGAGUAAUAGUCUCAAACCUUGAGUGUAAAGAACUCUGAGGUUAGGUACAACUAAAACACGUCUUUGAAACUCUUUAUCUACUUUUCCUUCGAUAUUGAAGCCUCCACAGGCUUCGUCUUUGGCUUUAUGUAGCUGAAAGGCAGCCAGAAUUGGAUGUAGUUGGCAGUGUUGGAUUUGGUUUAAAGUUUCUUUCAUGCCUUGGUUUUGCAGAGCAUUCAUUAUGAGGCUACUUUUCUGUCUCCAUUAUUCUGGCAGCCACUUGUCGCAGGAAGGUGUAAACACACCUUUUAGGAUAGUCUUUCCCUCCCCUGUCCAAACCCGUGGGACCACAAAGUACAAAAUAUAGUAGUGUUUAAAGUUGAAAAGGGCAAUACCUGAUUUGGAGGCUUUAAUCAGGAUCAACUCUCCCUCUUGGCUUUACUAAUGAGUCUGAGUACCUUAAGAGGGGGCGAGUUGAUUUCCUCUCCAAGAUGCUCUGGAGGCCAGCUGUGUUCAAACUGUAAAAAGAGCAACAUUGCAGCUAAUUCCCUCAGGAAGAGAGCCUUCCAGAAUAGGGACAGGGCUUUGGAAGUCCUGAAGAGUCAGCCCCACUGUGUUGGGGUUAACAGAAUCUGUAGGAACACCCUGCUUUAGGUAGUCUUCCUACCAGAACACCCAGCUGCAGCAGGGAGCUGGGAAGAAGCAGCUCCCAGGGUCUCCCAGUGGAGCUGCAGUCCUGGAAGAGGAGGUCACGGUGGCCUAGAGGCCCACAGAGGCCCACAGGAUCAAGUUCUUUUGCAUGAAGCAGUGUUAGAUGUAACUACUCCCUCCCCCAAACCCCUACCCUUCCUUUCUCUAAUCCCUUCUAUGUUUCUUAGACCUGGCUUCUGCCCAGGAAGGCAUCUACAGGUUUUUUGGGCAGUUUGUCUCUGGGGAAGGGACUUCCCCUCCCAGCUUCACUCCAGCAGAAUCUUCCUGGUCUCCAACUGUUCUUUCCUCCACGAGGAGUUUCUGUUCUCUGAUACUAAAACUCAAGAGAUCUUUACGGAGCAGGAAACUACUUAGUCCCUGAGAAGCCAGGUGCUCUAGGAAGCUUUGCUUGGGCAGUGCUUUGAGCUUGCCGCUCUUUGUACUUUUAUUCCGGUCUUCGUCUCUCCGCCUUCCCCUUGCCCUUGCGGAGGCCUCAGCUCAGCACAGCUACAGUCAGUGUUCAGGGCAGUUCCCAGGCCUUGACAGAGCUCUCAGGGAGGAACAAGGUAAAUGCUCUAGCAUCCUCUUGCCUGGCCCAUUUAAUUUUAUCCUUUAGUUACCUGGGCCAGUAGCUUUGAAUUAUCCCUUCAUUGCUCCAAACCCGAUGCCUGAAGCAGCAAAAUAGGGCACUGAUAAGAGGGAGCACCUCUCUCAUCUCAGAGUUUCCAGCUUAAGGGCCAGCUCCUAGAAAGCAGUCUUCUUAAAGGGACCUACAUGCAUUUGCGUUUAGCUGAAGUCUCCAGGAAUGGAGGUCCUUUCUGCCCUCCUUUCCAUUCUGCUGGCUUCAGCACACUGCUGCUCCUUCACCAGUUGGAUGGGUUGCUUUAACUUCUUUUUGGAGGAGCAGCAGUGUGGCUGAAUACUUAGCGCCAGCGGGAGGGAGAACGCUUCUUUAGUCCUCCGUCUUGGAUUCUUCUUCCUCUAACCCUCAGCAUAUCUGCCAGGGCUCCUUUCCCUGGAUAGCAGCAGCUUCUUUCUCAGCAGUAACUGAGGGUGCAUGGAAAUCGGGCUCUGGGGAGGAGCGACACCAGAGGGACUGAUCCUGGUAGGAGCACUUGGUUAGCUGCUGACCAUGGGUGCCAACUUGUUAUUAUGCCCCCUUGUAAGCUGCUGAGCUGGGCUUCAGUUUUUCCCAGGCCAUGCACACUUAUAAUUUAUUUGAGAGAAACUAAUUGUAUUUUCACUGCAGUAUCUUGUACUUUUAUUUGUGAUUUACAAAAUGUGAAGAGAAAGUGCAGAGACCCACUGGCUCCAGUGUUUCUCCAACCCUGCUCUAGAGCUAACCACUCUAAGAUUGUUUGGUAAUGUUACUUAGUGUAAUUAAUUGUAACAUAUUCUUUUAAAUAAAUUGAUUUAUUGAUGAAACAA